AUGGCGUCGGAAGAUUCCGCGCCCUCAUCGCCGGCGUCUGAUCUGCACACCGGAGGGUCGGAAAGACCCCCAUGGCUGGACCUCCUGAGAGCCCUGCCCACCAAGGGAGACCUCCGUUCGGCCACCUCAGAAUUGGGAGCCACAAUCAGGCAGGACAUCCAGGCGCUGAGAGCUGACCUGCAGGGCCUGACAGACCGGAUGAGCCACGUGGAGGCAGCCUGUGACACUUUGAGAGAGGCCCAGAAUACACUUGCUGAGGCUGCAGAAACCUCCUCAGAACAGGUACGUGGCAUGGCCCUGCAUAUUGAGGACUUGGAUAACAGGGGGCGCCGCAAUAACUUAAGGCUGCGCGGCCUCCCUGAAACUGAGGACUCCCCCCAACAGCUGCAGGAAAGCCUCCUGGAAAUAUUUAAUGGGAUCCUCGGCCGUGAUCACCAG
Pelobates cultripes (western spadefoot toad) is the source of this 438-nucleotide messenger RNA. The record is from the annotation of a GenBank genome assembly. Lineage: Eukaryota; Metazoa; Chordata; Amphibia; Anura; Pelobatidae.